CCCGCAGCCCCGGGGAGGUGAGGGCGGUGCUGAGCCAGGCGAGGGCGCAGGGGCUGGAGGUGGUGCCGCUGGUGCAGACCUUCGGGCACAUGGAGUUCGUUCUGAAGCACAAAGAGUUUGCUCAUCUCCGGGAGGUAAAGGCGUUUCCCAAUGCCCUCAACCCACACAAGGAGGAGUCGCGGGCACUGGUCAGAGCAAUGAUUGACCAAGUUAUGGCACUGCAUGAAGACUUAAAAUGGUUUCACAUUGGAUGUGAUGAGGUCUACUACCUUGGUGAAGGAGAGGAGUCAAAGCAGUGGCUGCAGCAACAAGAUAACACCCCAGAGAAGCUGUGUUUAUCCCACAUAAAAGCAGUUGCAAGUUGUGUGGCCUUGUCUUACCCCACUGUGACACCCAUCGUGUGGGAUGAUAUGCUCAGAGGGAUGAGUGAGGAAACACUGGCAGAGUCUGGGGUCCCACAGCUUGUGCAGCCAAUGAUCUGGGACUAUGCAGCAGACCUCGACGUGGAGGGCAAAGUGCGUCUCAUAGAGAAGUACCGUAGAUGUGGCUUCUCCAAGGUGUGGUUUGCUAGUGCUUUUAAAGGAGCUACAGGAGUGAAUCAAUCUCUAACACUUAUUGGACACCACUUAAAAAACCAUCUUCAGUGGCUGGAAGUGGCAAGCAAUAGCCCUGCUGAUGUCCUUGAAGGUAUCGCGCUGACCGGCUGGCAAAGGUAUGAUCACUUCUCUGUUUUAUGUGAGCUGCUUCCUGUGGCGAUUCCGUCAUUGGCUGUAUGUCUGCAGGCACUAAAGAAUGGUGGCUAUUCUGAAAAGAUUAAAGAAAACGUGGAAAAGCUCCUGGGAAUGUCCAACCUGGAAACUGAUACUUUCGUGAGCACAGUCCUGGGGACCUUUCCUGGGAGCAAUAUCCUUACACUUGUGACGCAAGUUAGUUUCUACCUCAAGUCAUCAGUGGAUGAACUUCUUGAAAGGAACAGAUAUGUCACAGGCUGGUUCAGCCCCUACCACAGAAAAAGGAGGAUUAUUCAUCCCAUAAUAAUGCAUCACUUCCAGCCAGAUGCAGUAAGUCUCCUCUCCAAGUGGAAUGCUGUGGUGCAAGACCUCCAAGCAGCCAUGGAACAAGUUUUCCACAAGUGUACUGUAGAGGAGUGGAUGGAGGAGAACGUCCACCCCAGCCUACAGAAGCUGCAGCAAGUAGUGGAUGAUUUAGAUAAAGCAAUAAAAGCACAAAAUUAGGGGCAUUUCAAUUAGCCUGUCUUAACCCGUGGGAAAACAGGGCUAGUUGAAAUCAGCAACCAGUCCUAGAGCUAGAGUUUGUCAUCUUGAGAGUUGACGCAAGAACUGUGAUUAAACAAAAGUGACCUGAAGGCAUAAAGGAUUUUAUUAGUCUAAUAAGCUUCAACUCUAUUUUAAUUUUCUGUUUUAACACAUUGCUGAGUCUUAAAUCACUGGCCCUGUAAGUCAAACAUGCUCCCCUUGCAUAACAGAAUGCAGAAUGAGUCAGAAUUCAGCUAUAUUACAAGGCAGGAGAAAAAAGCAUUUUCUUCCAAAUUCAUUAUUUGUAGUAAUAGACUUUCUUAUAUAACAAUGGCCUGGAAAAGUUCUACAAAUUCUACUCUAGUCAGUAACCAACAUGUCCUCCCUCUACAAUUUCCAUAAAAAGAAAGAUUUAGGAUACUUUAAACAUGCUUUAGGUCUGUAUGUUCUGUACUGUGACUCCUACAUCUUUCAACUGUUUAGGGAGAUGUCCUGCUGUUCCAUCAUGACAAGUCCUGCCACAGCAUAGAGCAGUUAAUUUGUUCCAGAUUUUGGACUUUUUCAGUCCUUGAAGUCUGUAAAACCAUUGGUCUUAAAUCCAGUUCUGAUUAGCCUGAGGACAGGAAAUUAGCAUCCAGCUUUUUGCAGAAGCCUGAGCAAGAACUGCUGUCUAGCUGCUCAUGAGGUUACAGCAGAUGUAUUAAAGAACAUGUACAGAGCAAGAGGGAGCUCCAGAAAAGGAGCUUCUUACCAAUAAUGAAGGUGACACUUGGACAUGUAGGUAAAGCUGCCUUAACACAUCGGGCUUGACCUUUUACCAAAGCAUCAUCUAAGCUAAGCAUAGUUUUAUCCCCACAGAAAAGCACCAUCCCAGUCACUUUAAGGCACCUACUUUGCUAUGUAAGACCUGAGACUGCAGGUUCAUCCAAAUUUGGAGCAAAACUUAAGUCUACUGAGUAUGUGGGAAAAAAGUUUUAUUCUGCUCUAAUGUUGAAUUUUAUUAAAUAAAGUAUAGCAAUAUAUUUUGUGGACAUAACUGGAGCAUUAAGAUAAUCACAAGGGAAAAUAAUUCAAAACUCUGGUAGUUAACUACACUACCAUGAAUAUUCAAAAUACUCUUUACUUGUUUACUUCCUUUGUUGGUUUCUUGAAAGUCUUACUUUGGAAGCACAGGUAUUGAAAUUUUCUUGGAACAGUCUAUUAUAAACAGUAUAGCUCUAGAUACAGAAAGUACACUAAGUACAGCAUAAGACAAAUCUUUAACUUAUUUAAUAAGAGCUAGAGGAGUUAGGUCCACAUGUGGGUUUUUAUUUAAAAAGAAUCAAUUGCUAUGUAUACCGUAACUACAAAAGUCACAUACCUUGAACUAAAAAAGAUCUUAAUUUAUUUUACUUUAAUAAAUCCUUUGCUACUCAAAAUGUUUAUAGAAAUUUGCCUUUGUUUUGCACCUGGUAUGUUGGUUUGGUUUAAAGGGGGAAAAAUGGAAAUAUGUUCACCCAUAGAGUUGGUUAUAUUGGCUUCUAUGAAAUUGAGAGUGGACUGCUGUAAAAGUGAAAGCAGGGUCAGUAAAGAGCUGGGUACUUGGGCUUCCUGGACUCUGUCCUCUCCCCAUUAACUCCUUCAAGUAGGUCUGUGCCAAAUGGUGAUUCACACAACCAUCAAUAUAGUUUAAUACAUUUUAAUGAAAAAUAAAAUACUAGUGACACAAAACAAAUUAUCAAAGUUGAUUUUAUCAAUGGACUUGUUUUAAAAAGACAAUAUACAAGGCCUUGCUGAAAAGUCUACUUGCAGUUUUAAAGUAGAAAAGCGAUUUCUAAACAUUUUCUGGAAGUAUUUUUGCAUCUCGGCAAUCUACUACAGUGUCAGAACCAGCACUCUUUACUAUGUAAACCAGCUUAGUUUUUGGUAUCUGUGUAACGUCAUAAAUACAGCACAAGAGUCAAUCUCAGCUAUAUGGUACACAUGUUUGCAUUUUCUUUGAGACUUGCACAAUUGAUCCUUGUUACUGGAGUAUCUUAUUCUGUAAAACAUCAGAAAUUUAGAUUGUAGCUGAGAUGAUACAACUUUCUCACUUUGUACAACAUGCAGCCUGGUUCAGUGUGACAGCUAAGGCUGUGAACCUGUCCAGCCACACACGUGCGGGUAAGUUCAGAUGUGCUGCUCAAGUUUUAAGCUGAAGCAUCUGCCAAAUGGCAUUUAUGAUACACUUAUAUUAAAGGACACAAUAGAAAGCACUGGCUUUAUGGAGCAGGAGUUACAUCUACCUAAAGAUCUUUUACACAAGUUUUCAAAUCAUUUGUAAGUCAAACUACAUCUGUCUAGUCUCAAGUUACUAGACAGCCUGAGAUGCAAAAACUCACAAAUUCACCUGUAAUACUCCUCUAGGAGUAUUUCACAUCAUUCCUUUUAAUACAAGCCACUUUACAUCAGGCACACAUAAGACUACAUUUACUGGGCCUUUUCAGUAUGCUAGGUCCAAGAGAAGUGAGGAAAACCAUACAAAAAAAUUCUUCAGCAAAAUGGUGAAAAGUGGCAGGAAGAGGAUGAGAGGACUAGUGGCAAGAGGGAAGAGCAGAACCUGUCCCAGGUUAGAACCUGCUGUUCUAGACAGUUCCUUCAAGCUGAAUCACAUCGCUGAGGAGUCCACAGACAUAGCCAUAACCAAAUCCAUGUUCACAACAAUUUGCAAGUUAAUUUUCCAUGCACAGUUACUGCAAAACAUGAAAAGUCUGGCUGUAUCGUCCAAGUACAAAAGACAAACAGUUUUUGAAGACAGGAAGCCCAAAACCUGGAUCAAGGGUAAUACACAUCAGCCUGUGAUACACGUUCGUGUGCAGCAUCCAACUGCCAAGGCCAGACAUCCUCUGCCUGCACUGUAGGUCAGCAUCAGACGCAGCUCUCGGCUGUCCAUACCAGCCAGCAGUGCCCAACAUAUGGCCUGCAGGCAGAGCCUGCAGCAUUGGAAAAAUUUAUUCAGUCCCGCUUCACGUAGCUCAGCCUACGGAAUUCAGGUUCCCAUUUGAAACUGUACUCGUCUGGAUGGCAACAGAGCUGCCAAAUGCAAAACGGAAAUGGCACAGGGAGAGGAUUACACCAGCUGUUCCAAGUGAACGGCUGAGGAGUCAAAACUUCUCCUUGACGCACAUGGCAUGCACCAGUCAGCCCUCUCCUACCCACCAUCAGUAGGGUACUGAGGUGUGAGGGGGACACUAAUGAACAUCUUUAAAGAGCUGAUCACUGGACUUCAACUCAAAAUGCAACCUACUCAACAGAAUGUAUUUCAAGCUGGUUUAUAUCUUACUAUAGGUCAUUCUCCUUUCUAGGGAUGUGCAUUCUAGGGAUUGUUUUAGCCUUUGUAUAAUGAUAGUGCAUAGUCCAUAAGUAUAUACAUUACUAACAUCAAGAAUGUACAAGCUAGACAGCUCAGCAGAAGCAGGGCACAUGAUACAGAGUAGGGUUAGAUCAAUAAACGUACCUUUCCAAAGCUGAUUUAACUGGAAAACCACAGCAUGGUUUGUAUUGUCCACAGCAUAUUAGCUCUCAUGGAAACAAAAAAAAAACCCAAACCCCACAGUAUAGCUAAGAUUGAACACAGGUAGCUUUGUCCAUUUCAUCCAUGGUCAAAUCUGUGGACUCCUCAGAAUAUAAAUGCAAUGCACAUCCAUACCAUGUACUCUUGAAUAUCCUGGCUACAAAGCAGCAGUUAUCUGCAGGUUGAGCCCUUCUGCUUACAUUAUACCACUAAAUAGUUAAGGGUUUUUUCAGUAUUUUUUACUGGAAGUCCUUGGAACACUUGACAUUCUCAUUUUACACGGUGGGGUUAAAAAAAAAAAAAAAAGUUCUCCCAAUUCCCAAUCUCAUUCUCCCCUCUCUAAAAUAAGUGACACCUAGGGCAUAUAUUACACUGGAUUUAAAUUAACUCUCCAAAGUGUUACACCCUGCAAUAUUUUUUUUUAAACAGGUUUGACAAUUAUUCUUAGCUUACAGCUGUGCUUCAGAAUAAAGGUCAGAUUUAGCUAAUUGUCUGCAACCUAAUUUUCUGACAGUCACACACAGCAGCUUCCCAAUUCCAGUGAUGUGGGGCAGAUUGAAAGCCACACGAUUAGCCCACCAACUCACAGGACUUCACAAGCAUGUUUACCAGCAGAGGUCUGCUUUGAUACCUAAUGUGAUUACAAACUUCUUUUCCUAUUUAACAGAAAUGGACCCACUUUUGUGCUGCAGUCAAGCUGCACCAACAGCUGUCUCCCCAUUACAGUUUGAUUACCCUUUCAAACUAGCAGUGAGAGCAUCUGUCUCAGCUCACAUACUAGGUCUAAAUAGCUGGAAGUGAAAUCUUGGUACCCGUUCUUUGGUCAGAUAACCAUGUGCUUAGUUUCAGACAUAGCUGGAACACACAACAGGACACACCUUCUGCUGAGAUCUUUUCAUAGCUUGCUUUCUGUAGAGGUAGAGUGCUUUGAAACAAGAAUGCAGCUUCAAGUCCUGAGAAAACUGCUGCCAGAAAACAUCUGCUGCUGGCCAAAUAUAAAAGCAGACCACACAGUUAUCGUGUACCCCCUUCAGAUCUCCUAGGAGUAACUGUGUCAGUACUUUCUCAUUCAGCUCCUAAGAUCAUACAAUUCCUAA
Messenger RNA from Athene cunicularia (burrowing owl), 5885 nucleotides. It is a transcript of the gene HEXD, whose product is annotated as hexosaminidase D. Gene Ontology annotation, biological process: carbohydrate metabolic process. The record is from RefSeq and is a predicted model, not a curated record. The transcript has 10 exons. NCBI's taxonomy places the organism in Eukaryota, Metazoa, Chordata, Aves, Strigiformes, Strigidae. Gene Ontology annotation, molecular function: hexosaminidase activity. Bases 90 to 1235 code for a protein of 381 amino acids.